This is a messenger RNA of Amphimedon queenslandica, 3170 nucleotides long. Its product is annotated as rho guanine nucleotide exchange factor 37-like. The record is from RefSeq and is a predicted model, not a curated record. The coding region runs from base 75 to 3071 and encodes 998 amino acids. Gene Ontology annotation, molecular function: guanyl-nucleotide exchange factor activity; protein binding. The transcript has 12 exons. NCBI's taxonomy places the organism in Eukaryota, Metazoa, Porifera, Demospongiae, Haplosclerida, Niphatidae. Gene Ontology annotation, cellular component: cytoplasm.
GGGUGUGGUUAUUAAGACUUGGCCACACCCAUUAAAGGGUGUGGCUGAGCGUCAAGAGAACAUUCUGUACAGAAAUGGCAGUAGAUCUGUCCCUCUUUCCUGCUGCUAGUAAGAGGAGACGAAAGAGGCCAAUAGCCAGAGCUGUUCACAAGUUUGUUGGAGUUUCAGAAGAAGAGCUGUCCUUCUCUCCAGGAGAAAGCAUCCUGCUAAUAAAGAGAGUGGACGAGAACUGGCUGGAGGGAGAGUUGGACGGGAGAAUAGGAAUCUUCCCAAAGAACAGGGUCAAGGUUGAAGUGGGGAGUCCUUCCCUUUCCUCUGAGAGUGCCCUCGCUCGUUCAGGCAGAGCCUGUGCUGUAGCACUCAACGACUUCCCGGGGGAUUGCCCGGGAGACCUACCCUUGCUACAGGGACAGAUCGUCGAGUUGCUAGGCAACAUAGGAUCAGGGUGGAGCCGAGGAAAGAUAGACGAAUCCAUUGGAAUAUUCCCAACAUCAUUCGUAGAGAUACUCCAGCCACUGGCAAGGGGACACUAUAAGAUUAAAGAGGAAGAAGGUGUGGCUAAGGAAGAGGGUGGGGCUAAAGAAGGCGAUGAUAAUGGUUUGAUGAAAGAAGAGGGCGGAGCUAGUGACAGUGUAGUUAUUAAACCGAUACCAAAGCCACGGUCAGUUAGACCAGUCCCUAAGCCGAGGGCUGGUACUGCAACACUACCACGAUCAUUCAAGCCUAGCAGUGAAGCGAUUGAUAGUGGGCGGGGCUUAAGUAAUGGACUCCACCCACUUCCUCGGUUUAGUAACAUAUCAGAAUAUGAGGAGCAAUUACUGGGACUUCAGUCCUCACUUGAAACGGAAGAAAAAAUGAUACAAAGUGCUCAGAGAUUACUAAAGGUUUGUCAAAGUGAGGAGAAAAGAGAAAAAUUAGAGAAAACUUUAGAAAACCGUCAAAAUAAAGUUGACGAAAUUAAUGAACAGAUAAACCUCCUUGAAUUUCAUAGAGCAGAUAUCAUUGCUGAUCAUCAAAUCAGAUCAGCUCCUGCCACACCCCCAAUACCUCGUUCAAUAACCACACCCCCUAAAGACCCAUCAGACCAGAGGGAGAGGGUCACCAAUGAAUUAAUAAACACUGAGCAGGAGUACCAUAAGGAACUGACUGCCUUUUGUAGCAAAGUAUUACCAGCUUUUAAACAAUGGAGAGAAGUACCAUGGAGUGAAUUAUUUUCAAAUCUUGAGGAGGUCGUUCUUGUGUCUGGUAAGAUGGUUACUGGUCUAUUGGCGGACAAGAGAGAGUCACUGGACGUUGGUGCUCUAUUUAAAGAACUGGCCCCGGAACUGAGAGACAAAUAUGGAGUUUAUUGUCGGAAUCAUGACCACGCCUCCCAACUACUGGAGAAGCUCUAUGAAGAUAAGGAAACAGUAAUGAAGAUAAAGACUAUGAUGGACUUGGGAAAACCCGAAGUCACGUCAUGGGAUCUCCAUACAUUUCUCAUAAAACCGGUCCAACGGGUUUUAAAGUAUCCGCUGUUGCUAGGGAAACUCCUUGAGUACAUGCCCCCUGACGACAGCAGACACAAAAUAUUAAUGAGCUCACUAAAACUUUCAUCUCAAGUAGCUCAGGACAUCAACGAAAUUAAGAGAAGAAAGGAUCUACUUGAUAGAUACACUGGGUCAGGUCGAGACGAGAGAAGACUCAACCUCGGGACCAUGAGGAAGAAAGUGAGACGAUUUCGUCAAACUAUCACACAAAAAACAGGAUUAAGAUCAGCUACAAUAGAUGGGGAGUAUUCGAACCAAGAGAAUAUUGUAAUGAAUAUUGAAGGAGCCGUACGAUCAUUAAUUAAUAAUAUUAAUGGGUUUAUCGAGGAAGGAGAAAAUUAUAUCAGUCAUCGUGAAUCACUGACUGAGUAUAUGAGCGACUUCUCUGGCCAAUCAGAAUCACUGAAUAAGGAAAAGAGACACUUUGAGGAAAUGAAGAAAAAAUGGAAAAAUCAUGUGUCAGUCUUGCGUAAUGAGGUCCUUGGUUCAUUAUCAGUGUUAUUAGGAUUAUUCAACGACCCGUUGUUAUUGAUGAAUAAAAGACGUGACAAACUGUUGGACUAUGACUCACUCCAGUAUGAUAUGGAGAGGUGCUCUGAGCCUGAUAAACUACAGCAGCUGAGGGAAGACGUCACUCUAGCCAAAAGAACAUAUGAAGCUCUUAAUACUCAACUUAUUGAAGACCUUCCUCUAUUCUCGGAUAAAGCUCUUCAAGGAUUGAGACUGAUCCUAGUCUCUUACUUAGAGAAGAGCCUCUCCUUUCAUGAAAACAUGUCAGCCAUCCUAUCAGGUGGACAAGAAGAAGCUGCCGCUACUACAGAGGAAGACAUCAUGAGGGUACACAAGGAAGAGCUAAAGGAUCUCUUGGAGAACCUCUGUACACUAUCAGUCAUACCUUCCUCCCUCUCUCUCUCCUUUGGCAUCGUUGUCACUAGCAACAGGUCACCACGGUUACCAUCAUCAAGGUUGACUGAUGACGUGUUGCUACGGAAACCAAUCAAAGGAAGGCGUGUCUCUAUGCCUAGUUCAUUGAGAGGGGCAUUAAAUAGAAGAUCACAAUCGCCAAUAUAUGAGGAAAUAUCUGAUGAUGUCAAAGCUAGUGUCUUAUCAAAGAGUGUCUCUGUUGAUCUGUUGUCCCCUCCCAGUGUUAAUGAAUAUGACCUUCCUCCUCUUGAAGAUGAUGACGUAACCACACCCACUAAUAAUGAGACCACACCCAUUGAUGGUGAAGCCACACCCACUCGUACAGAGACUCCUGAUUAUGAAAUACCUCCUGAUGCUCUACUUCUGACUCCGCCCAUCUCCCCCUCUCCCCCUCCCCUCUCUCCUGAGGACUCCCCCCCUCCUGCUGGAUCAGUGUUAAUUGUCUUGUAUGAUUUCGUUGCUGAAUCUGAUCUUGAGAUCUCAGUAUCAGCUGGUGAUUGCGUUAAGCUGAUUGCCCCUAAUGAUACUGAUGGGUGUGACCAAUGGUGGUUAGUUGAGGUACCCUCUACUGGUGGGAGGGGCUACGUUCCUUUUAACUUUUUUGAAAUAUCAAACUAAUCUCUUAAUGUCUUUUUUAUUUCUCAUUUUUGCUGUCCUUUUGCUUACUUUAAUUGAAACUAUUAUAUGGGCUGUGCCCAUGAAUUCUGAAUAAAACAA